CCGUCGUCUCGGAUGGACGUCGCGCGAUUUUAAUUCGUUCGAAAGACGAUCGCGGCAAAUUCAAUUCGGAAUACAAAAGUGAUAACGGCUUUACGAAGACAUAAUAAGCAAUAAAAGAGUUUAUUGGAUCGUGAAACGGAUUGUGUAGUCACUCGGAUUGAGUUUUGGAGUGAAGUGGAAAAAGUGAGGUUGAUACUUUGAAGUGUUGAAGGAAGUUUUGAGAAGACCUUAAUGUUUGUUGGAUAAUUUUCAGAUAAUGCAUCCGCAUCCAUUUCGGUCCACCGCCACCGAGCCAUACAGCGAAUGGAUGAAUGGCUGAGCCAUGCCUGCGCUGGUGUGGAGCCUACGAGCGCAGACGAUGUGCCCGCUCGGCCACCAGCUUAAGGCAGGGCUCGUCGUCAUCGUGGUUAUGGUGCUGGGAUUCUUUAACGAGAGCCAAGGGAGUGCCCACUACGGCGAGGACAGCGUGGGCUCGUUUCCAUACUUCGAGUACAACGUCCCCAGGAAUGUGACCACAGUGGUGGGUCAGACCGCCUUCCUGCACUGCAGAGUGGAACAGCUAGGAGAUAAAGCGGUAUCCUGGAUCAGAAAAAGAGAUCUUCACAUACUAACAGCUGGGAUUUUGACAUACACAUCGGAUCAAAGAUUUCAGGUCAUAAGGCCGGACAAGUCAGAGAACUGGACGCUGCAGAUCAAGUUUCCCCAGGAGAGGGACGCGGGCAUAUACGAGUGCCAAGUCAACACGGAGCCCAAGAUGUCGCUAGCCUUCCAACUAAACGUUGUCGAAGCGAAGGCGCACAUCCUGGGUCCAGUAGACCUGUACGUGAAGACGGGCAGCUCGCUGUCGCUAACCUGUAUCCUGAGCCAGGGCCCGCAUGACCUGGGCACCAUAUUUUGGUAUAAGGGAUCAAAACUAAUAGAGUAUAAGGAAGUAGAAGAGAACGAGAUAGCAGAGGAGCCGAGGGUCCGGUUGAGGACGGAGUGGACGGAGCAGCUGACGUCACGGCUGACUAUAGAGAAGCUGCUGCCGAGUGACAGUGGGAACUACAGCUGCGUGCCCACUAUGGCGGAGGCCGCGUCGGUCAACGUUCAUGUUAUAAAUGGUGAGCACCCAGCAGCGAUGCAGCACGGGAAUGCAAACACAGCAUCACCCACGGCGCUGUCGGUCAACCUCCUCAUCUCCUUGUACUGUACUCUCGCUACGCUGUACACCAGUACAGUAGACGGGUUUAGGUGAAAGUUACAACGCCCGCCGGCAUUUGAGGGUUAGAUGUAUAAAUGUAGGUGAAUUUUUUAUGGUGCAAUAAGAUGCGGUUGGCGUGGUGAGGGUUAGGUUAUGUCAUGGUAUAAGAGUUUUGUAAAUAAUUGCGAUUGGAAGAAAUAGAAGUAGGUUUGGGAAGACUCCUCAGAACAAAGAUUUUUUUUGUUGAUAUUCCUUAUUAUGUUAGUUUUAUUUCAAUUCACUGCAAGAUUACCCAUAUUAUACACAUUCAAAUUGAACUAUGUAUUAGGUACAGCUGACCAUAGUAAGUAGUUUUUCUAAAUUAUAAAGAAUUGUAUAAAAUAAUGGGACGUUUUUCCCGAGACGGCUUCAUUAAGUAUACAGUUUCUUAUUAGUACGAUUUUUUUAUGUCAAGACAAAUACGUAGGUAUACAAUGUUACCAAUUUUAAUAAUACCAAUUUUAAUAAGUAAUACCCGGAUUGAUUUCAUUUUAAUAUACAUUUAUUUUAUGAAAAAUGAAAAUGUAUUUCCCAAUUCCAUAAUCUUAGCCUCAACACGCCAAUGGCUUAAUGUGAAAAUGAUAUUACUAAGAUUUGUGUUAAUUAAUUAGAAAUAAAUUAAAUUAAUGAAGUUCUCACUCUGUUCUAUUGUAUGUUAUAUUUUAAAACGAAAUUACUUUUUAGUCAAAUGAAGACAUGGGUAUAGUUUCGA
Molecule: messenger RNA, 1934 nt
Organism: Ostrinia nubilalis (European corn borer)
Lineage: Eukaryota; Metazoa; Arthropoda; Insecta; Lepidoptera; Crambidae
Product: zwei Ig domain protein zig-8-like
Exons: 8
Coding region: 323-1237 (304 amino acids)
Biological process (GO): synapse organization
Cellular component (GO): neuron projection membrane
Source: RefSeq, a predicted model, not a curated record